Molecule: messenger RNA, 2177 nt
Organism: Daldinia caldariorum
Lineage: Eukaryota; Fungi; Ascomycota; Sordariomycetes; Xylariales; Hypoxylaceae
Product: WD40 repeat-like protein
Exons: 3
Coding region: 356-1879 (507 amino acids)
Biological process (GO): regulation of DNA damage checkpoint
Cellular component (GO): nucleus
Molecular function (GO): protein binding; DNA binding
Source: RefSeq, a predicted model, not a curated record
AAAUCGCGUCUUCAAGCUGAAAUGUUCAAUGUUCUUAACUGAUUUUUGCUAUUCUCUCUAUAUACCUAGGUAACUACCUACCUACCCAGGUACGUAAAUGGGUUUGUAAUUUAAUCGCUAUUCAAUUAUCCUUCAGAAAGAAGAUAGCGUCUCCAUCCGAGGCGACUGAAGCCUAAUUUAUCCCCUCCGUCACUUUCAUUGCCCAUUCAGCAUCGCCAAUUUCAACGCCUUCUCGAGUGCGAAACUCUCCCUUUUCUUUUUCUUUUUUCUCUACUCGUUUCGAAUAGUAAUCGCCCACCUACCCUUACCUUAGUAUCAACCUUAUAAUUCAUAAAACCUACCUUAGGUAGUCGUAAUGGCUCCCGAGCUAAGCACCUUCGAGGCUCGAAGAAGAGCGAACGUUGUGAACAAUGCGAAACUCCUAAAAGACUCGGCCGAGGCCGCGGCCAAGAUGCGCAAAGCUGCCGCUCCGCCGCCGAGGGCAACUGCGCCCAAGAAGAGGAGAGCCGCCGAGCCAACUCCUCGUACCCGCGUUAUGCCCACGCGACAAAGUGCAAGACUGGCGGGAGCUGGUGCCGAAGCAAGUCUCAAGCUUGAAGAUAUCCCUGCCGAGUUGAAGCCGCCCGAACCCAAGCGCAUUCGCACAAGUGGCGAUCUACAACUAUCCAAUCUUCAAGUCGAAGGCCAGAGGUGGUCAAGCACCAAUGCUCUCGCCUCCUUCGUGCAGGGAGCCCAACCAGGCGUUCGAACAUUUACCGAGGAUGAUAUCAAGGAUACCUCAGACAGCAAGUUAAAAGACCUCAGGAAGGAGAUGAGUGAUCUUACGCUCUAUGACGGCUGGGUACCUAACGAUAUCAAAAUUACCCCUGAACGAGUGUAUUCUCUCACGUUUCACCCUAUACGGGACAAGCCGAUCAUCCUCGCAGGUGACAAGAAGGGCACCUUGGGCUUUUUCGACGCAUCGCAAGAGAAGCCCACCUAUCCCGAGGACGACGACGAAGACGUCGAUAUUCCUCUGCCUCAAGUGGGUGCCUUCGAAGUACAUAGUAGGACGAUCACUUCCAUAAAAGUGCCCAUAUUCGAUCCAAAUUCAGUCAUCACCAGCUCCUACGAUUCCUCGAUACGUUGCCUAGAUUUGCAGUCUCAAGUCAGCACCCAGCUAUGGCAGCCCGACGAUGAUGAUAUAGACAUGGGUAUCUCAUGCAUUGACCUAUCGCCCGAGGCCAAAGACACCAUCCUUUUCUCGACCCUCGAAGGCACUUUAGGGAGGUUCGACAGGCGUGCAAAGAGCAAAGCCGAUAUCUGGAGCCUGUCCGACAAUAAAAUCGGUGGCUUUUCCGUUAAUCCCCUCCUUCCUCAUCUCGUAGCGACAGCAUCGCUCGACAGGACACUGAAGAUAUGGGACCUGAGAAUGAUUAAAGGAAAAGGCGACCUUCGUCGUCCCGCGUUACUAGGCGAACACCAGUCUCGAUUAUCCGUGUCGCAUGCCUCGUGGAGCCGAGGCGGCUACAUAGCAACUUCGUCUUACGACGACACGGUCAAGGUCUACGACAUGACCGACGCCAUGAAGUGGAAGCCCGGCCAAGACCUCUCGGACGAGCAGAUGAAGCCGGCGCACGCGAUCCCGCAUAACAACCAGACGGGCCGCUGGGUGACUAUUCUGAAGCCGCAAUGGCAGAUCGACCCCGCGGACGGCGUGGAGAAGUUCGCCAUCGCCAACAUGAAUCGGUUCGUGGAUAUUUACGAUAGUCGAGGGAAGCAGCUCGGUCAGCUGGAUGGGGAAGGGAUCACUGCUGUGCCUGCGGUUGCUGAGUUCCAUCCUACGUUGAAUUGGCUGGCCGGUGGAACUUCGAGUGGAAAGCUAUGUCUUUGGAUGUAGGUGGUGGAGGAGAUGGUUUGGAAAAGCAGCGCAUGAUGGUUUAGGAAAUUCCAGGACGUGGAUAGGCAGGGUUCGGUAACUAUAACUUGGGCACUUGUACAUACUAUGAUAUUGCAUCUCAAGAUAGUGGAGCCAUGGAAGUGAUGUAUUUAGGGUAUAGGCGUAGGGGCGGCGUGGUUGGUGAGUUCCAAUUUAGCAAUGGACAACUAAAUUCUCUUCCAUAUUUAUAUAUCGGAUAGCAUCCACAGUGUGUGUUGCAGCAGAUAGCCAACAUGAACCUGAUCUAUACCUCUCAUAC